This is a messenger RNA of Guillardia theta CCMP2712, 1833 nucleotides long. RefSeq names its product threonyl-tRNA synthetase. The coding region runs from base 1 to 1833 and encodes 610 amino acids. Lineage: Eukaryota; Cryptophyceae; Pyrenomonadales; Geminigeraceae. The record is from RefSeq and is a predicted model, not a curated record. Gene Ontology annotation, cellular component: cytoplasm; mitochondrion. Gene Ontology annotation, molecular function: ATP binding; threonine-tRNA ligase activity. The transcript has 8 exons. Gene Ontology annotation, biological process: threonyl-tRNA aminoacylation.
AUGGACCUUCGGAUGGUAGCAACAAGCUCCAAGCAGGAAGAAAGCAAGGAGACAGAGUUUGUUCCCCUUCCAACCAACGAUGAAUCACCUGGUCUUGUCAAAAUUCGUCAUUCCUCCGCUCACAUCAUGGCCAUGGCGGUCCAACGUCUGUUCCCCAAGGCGCAGGUGACGAUCGGCCCGUGGAUCGAGAAUGGGUUCUUCUACGACUUUGAUCUGCAGGGAGGGAGCUUUGAGGAGAAAGACCUCAAGGCAAUUCAAAAGGAGAUGCAGAAGAUCAUCAACAAGAAGCUCCCGAUCUGGCGCGAAGUUGUGUCGAGAGAGGAGGCAAGGAAGCGCAUCGAAGCGCAGAAGGAGCCGUACAAGCUCGAGCUCCUCGACGCCAUCCCCGAGGGCGAGGACAUCAGCAUCUACCACAUCGGCGAGGAGUGGUGGGACCUGUGUGCUGGACCCCACGUGGAGACGACUGGAGAUAUCAGUGGCAAGGCUCUCAAGCUGGAGAGAGUGUCGGGCGCUUACUGGCGCGGAGACGAGACGAAGGCUUCGCUGCAGCGCAUCUACGGGACUGCAUGGGAGAACGAAGAUCAGCUCAAGUCGUACCAGCACAUGAUAGAAGAGGCCAAACGCAGGGAUCACCGCAAGCUUGGGCAGGAGAUGGAUUUGUUCAGCAUCCAAGAGAAGGCAGGAGGAGGACUUGUCUUCUGGCAUCCCAAGGGAGGGAGAAUGAGGAACAUCAUCGAGAGCUUUUGGAAGGAUCUGCACAUGAGGAGCGGCUACGAGCUUGUUUACAGCCCUCACAUUGCAAACGUGGAGCUGUGGAAGCAGUCGGGUCACUUCGAAUUCUACUCGGAGAGCAUGUUCGACCAGAUGGAUGUUGAGGAAGAGGUCUACCAGAUCAAGCCUAUGAACUGCCCCUUCCAUGUUCUCAUGUACAAGAACACCAAGCGCUCCUACCGACAGCUGCCCAUUCGCUGGGCGGAGCUGGGAACCGUCUACCGGUACGAGCGAUCUGGGACCCUUUCCGGCCUAUUCCGCGUGCGAGGCUUCACGCAGGAUGAUGCCCACGUCUUCUGCCUUCCCGACCAGGUUGAGGACGAGAUCCUCAAGAUUCUUGAUCUCACGGAGAGUGUGCUGUCGAAGUUUGGCUUCACCAAUUAUGAGAUCAACCUGAGCACUCGACCCGAAAAGUCCAUCGGCUCUGAUGACAUCUGGGAUCUCGCGACCAGCGCACUCAUCAAGGCGUUGGAGAGGAAGGGAUGGAGCUACGCGGUGGACGAGGGUGGAGGAGCAUUCUACGGCCCCAAGAUUGACCUCAAGAUCCGAGACGCGCUUGGAAGAAAGUGGCAAUGCAGCACAAUCCAGUGCGACUUCAACCUUCCUCAGAGAUUCGACCUGGAGUACGUCGCUCCAGAUGGCUCCAGCCAGAGGCCCAUCAUGAUUCAUCGCGCCAUCUUCGGCUCUGUCGAGCGAUUCUUCGGUAUUCUUGUGGAGAACUACGCGGGAGAGUUUCCUCUCUGGUUUGCUCCAGAGCAGCUUAGACUUCUCCCAAUCAACGACGAAGUCGUUCCCUUCUGUGAGAAGGUUGCGGAGGACAUGCGGGUCUCUGGCUUCCGCGUUGAGGUGGACUCAAGCGCGGAAAGGCUGCAGAAGAAGAUCAGAAACGCAGAGAUCGCGAAAGUUCCGCUCACAGCCGUCGUGGGAAAGAAGGAGGUGGAGGAGAAUCAGCUGGCAAUGCGCGCUCGUUUCACCGGAGAUCUGGGGGCCAUGCCGGUUGAGCAAGUGAAGAACAAGUUGAAGAAGGCUGUGGAGGACAAUCUGAGCUUCGUGGAUGCGUAG